CUUCCUUUUUGGUCUAGUGGGAGUUUGGGAUCUUAUCCAGCAAUUUUUUUUUUCUACUUUGAAUCUACUGUUUUUUUUUGUUUUUUUUUUUUGGGAAUUGGAGCUGAAUCUGUGAGUGAUUACAGAUCGGGAGUAGGGAGUUGAAGAGUAGUUUGUAGAUUUGUGGGGUGAAUUGCUGAGAAGGAGGGUGGGGUUGAUUUGGGUGAUUUGAGUUUCAGAUCUGUAAAUUUAGGGUUUUAUUGCGUUGUGGCUGCGGAAAUAGGGUUAAAUGCAGAGGCCCCAGACGAGGUAUUUGGAAAGAUCAAACACUAUGAAUAGGGAGAAACGAGGGCUGGAUCCGCAUGAUACUGAAGAGGGACAGCAUGAAAAGAAACGUCCUGCACUUGCUAGUGUAAUUGUUGAGGCCCUCAAGGUGGAUAGUCUGCAGAAACUUUGCUCAUCAUUGGAGCCUAUUCUUCGUAGAGUUGUUAGUGAAGAAGUGGAGCGUGCACUUGCAAAAUUAGGUCCUGCUAGGCUUAAUGGGAGGUCUUCUCCUAAACGAAUAGAAGGGCCUGAUGGAAGAAACUUGCAGCUCCACUUCAGGGCUGGGUUGUCACUCCCCCUCUUUACAGGAGGAAAAGUUGAAGGGGAGCAGGGUGCUGCAAUCCAUAUUGUUUUGAUUGAUGCAAGCACAGGCCUUGUGGUUACAUCAGGGCCCGAGUCCUCAGCCAAACUAGAUGUUGUUGUGCUUGAAGGUGAUUUCAACAAUGAAGAUGAUGAUGAUUGGACAGAGGAAGACUUUGAAAGCCAUGUGGUGAAAGAGCGUGAAGGAAAGAGACCGCUUCUGACUGGGGACUUGCAAGUGACACUGAAGGAAGGUGUAGGAACCCUUGGAGACCUCACAUUUACUGACAACUCUAGCUGGAUAAGGAGCAGGAAGUUCAGGCUAGGUGUAAAAGUCACCUCAGGCUACUGCGAGGGAAUUCGUAUUCGUGAGGCAAAAACAGAUGCCUUUACUGUUAAGGAUCACAGAGGGGAAUUAUACAAGAAGCACUAUCCACCUGCAUUAACAGAUGACGUGUGGAGGUUGGAGAAGAUUGGCAAGGACGGAUCAUUCCACAAGAGAUUGAACAAGGCUGGAAUACACACAGUUGAAGACUUUCUUCGGCUUAUUGUCAGAGACCAACAGAAAUUGCGGACUAUUCUUGGGAGUGGCAUGUCAAAUAAGAUGUGGGAGGUUCUUGUGGACCAUGCCAAGACUUGUGUUCUAAGUGGGAAGCUUUAUGUCUAUUAUCCUGAUGACACGAGGAGCGUUGGUAUUGUUUUUAACCAUAUAUAUGAGCUAAGUGGACUUAUCGCAGGUGGACAGUAUUCUUCUGCAGAUUCUCUGUCUGACAGUCAGAAGCUCUUUGUGGAUACCUUGGUGAAGAAGGCAUAUGACAAUUGGAUGCAUGUUGUUGAGUAUGAUGGCAAGGCACUGUUAAGCUCUAAGGAGAACAAAAGGUUGAACUCUGCUCGAAGUGAAUUUCCGAUGGGCUCAGUCGAUUAUGGCAACUCAUUUGAACAGCAACUCUCGCUCGCACGUCUACCUGUUCCUGCUCCUUCAGAGCAGCCUAUAAUGGAUACAGGCAUGGCCGUUGGGGGAUAUAAUGAUAAUCUGGCAUCUCGAUUCCCUACACAGCCCCAGCAAGUAAACUCCAAUACCCAUAUCCAGUUUGAUGGUACUUCCUUUGCCCCACAGAACCAGAUGAUUGGAGAUCCAAACCAGGCCCAAGUAACGAGAAAUGAUAAUAACAUUGUUGGACUGGCUCUGGGGCCACCACUUUCAUCGGCAUCUGCUUUCCAGAAUGUUGGUCCAUCUGUCCAAACAACUAAUCUUUCUUCUUAUGAUGAUUGGUCCCGUAACCGCGAAACCAGAGUUGAUGAAUUCUUCUCAGAGGAAGAAAUCCGCAUGAGAAGUCAUGAGAUGCUUGAGAAUGAAGACAUGCAGCAUCUGCUUCGAAUCUUCAGCAUGGGAGGCCACGGCCCCGUUAAUGUAACUGAGGAUGGGUACCCUUCUUAUCAAUCAUCGUUCCUGCCAUCCCCAUCGCCGAACUACGGUUAUGAUGAAGAACGGUCCCGCUCAUCUGGCAAAGCUGUUGUAGGAUGGCUCAAGCUCAAGGCAGCCCUGAGGUGGGGUAUUUUUAUCAGGAAGAAAGCGGCUGAAAGGCGAGCUCAGCUUGUUGAGUUGGAUGAUUAGGCAAUCCCUUGUCCUGGUGAAAUUAUGUUGAGGGUAAGCUAUGGGACUUUGGUGUUAGGCAAUCCCUUGUCCUGGAUCUAUGGUACGAGACCCAUCAAAAUCUUAUUCGACCCAAUAAUUGGAAUUUUGGGGAAUCUUCUCUUCUAUUCCUUGGAUUCUGAGAUUUGGGAUACUUUUCUGAUGACUUGGAAUCUCUGCUUGUACAAUUUUUGCCUGUACAGUAAGUUUGUUUCUGUUAACAUCCUCAUUAACACUGUAACUCAUUAUGUGAUUUCUCACUGCUGUGUGUGGGUUAUGUGAAUCCCCUGUAGUAAGUUUUGGGGGAAGGGGGGGAGCGGAGAGGCUUUUGGUGCCUGGGGUGUUCCUUCUGUGACCCGCAACACUUAUAUAUUUAUUGAUUUCGUUAUGCCAAAGUAAUCGUUUUUGUAU
Molecule: messenger RNA, 2647 nt
Organism: Telopea speciosissima
Lineage: Eukaryota; Viridiplantae; Streptophyta; Magnoliopsida; Proteales; Proteaceae
Product: calmodulin-binding protein 60 B-like
Exons: 8
Coding region: 269-2218 (649 amino acids)
Biological process (GO): regulation of salicylic acid biosynthetic process
Cellular component (GO): nucleus
Molecular function (GO): sequence-specific DNA binding; DNA-binding transcription factor activity; calmodulin binding
Source: RefSeq, a predicted model, not a curated record